This is a messenger RNA of Paramuricea clavata, 960 nucleotides long. The record is from the annotation of a GenBank genome assembly. NCBI's taxonomy places the organism in Eukaryota, Metazoa, Cnidaria, Anthozoa, Malacalcyonacea, Plexauridae.
AUGCCCGAUGUAGAUUCCACCUUACGCCUGAUAGGUCAGUGGAAGUACAUCAUUACCACUGAUCUCACUAGUGCAUUCUACCAAAUUCCCCUUUCCAAAGAAUCGAUGAAAUAUUGUGGUGUUUCUACGCCAUACAGAGGAACUCGUGUUUACGUAUGUUCAGCUAUGGGCAUGCCUGGCUCAGAGACAGCAUUGGAGGAGCUAAUGUGCCGUGUUCUGGGCAAACUCCUACAAGCAGGAGCAGUUGCUAAAUUAGCUGAUGACUUAUAUUGUGAUGGAAUACUCCAGCUGAGCUGCUCGAUAAUUGGACAAAGUUAUUGUCAGCCCUUCACAAGAACAACCUCCGUCUCUUGGCUUCCAAGACUAUAGUCAACCCAAAAUCCAUGACGAUCCUGGGUUGGACUUGGUCACAAGGUACACUCUCAGCAAACCCACAUCGUAUAUCCCUGCUAUCCUCAUGUCACCCUCCAGAGAAAGUGAAACAGAUGUCAUCACUGCGCUUCCCUGAUCAGAUGUCCACAUACUACAGUUGAGCAGUCUACCACACCUUCCCCCGAGACAGUCGGAGUGUCCUUUGCUGCAGAUGUAAUUAAGCGCAAACGCAAACUAAUUUUGGUUCUCCGUGAAUGUAUUACGUCCUUUACCACAACGACAUUAAUUCAGGACGAACGUCACCAAUAUCUACGUGAUGCGUUAGUUCGUCUGUGUAUUGAAUUACGCCCUUUAGAUGGUCCCCCUGCUGUUAUUAGAACAGAUCCAGCCCCUGGUUUCAAGGCCUUAGUUAACGACCCACUUCUGCGUAGUGACCGCCUUUCCAUUGAAAUAGGUCGAGUGAAAAACAACAAUAAGUAUCCUGUGGCAGAAAGAGCUGUUGAAGAGCUGCAGAAUGAGCUUCUUCGACAAGAUCCCUCAGAUGGGUAUGUAUCACUAUUAGCCUUUCAACAGCUACUGCAAGCCUGA